This is a messenger RNA of Colletotrichum orchidophilum, 1068 nucleotides long. RefSeq lists its product as uncharacterized. The transcript has a single exon. The record is from RefSeq and is a predicted model, not a curated record. Bases 1 to 1068 code for a protein of 355 amino acids. NCBI's taxonomy places the organism in Eukaryota, Fungi, Ascomycota, Sordariomycetes, Glomerellales, Glomerellaceae.
AUGGCCUACGUAUUUGACGGCUACUCGGAGGCCAGCUCUGGUCGGAAUACCCCCCGUGGCCAGCAAGGCUCCAGCGGAGGCCGCCAGUAUCGUCGAUACAGGCAUGAUGAUAUACCAGUCGGCGGCGUACCGGGAGGCAUUUACUACGGUACCGGUCGUUUCUACGAGGAGAAUGUUCGCAAUGAGCGGGAGCGGCAGCAAUGGCAGCAACAACAGGACCAGCAGCGGCAGCAACACCAACAACAACAACAACAACGACGACGACAAGAACAAGAACAAGAAGAAGAUCAACCGCAGCAGCGGCGACCGCCGCCGCCGCGGUCCUCUCCUUUCGGUAGCCACAGCCGUGUGAACGGUUCUGGAACCGAGUAUGGUGCGAGGGAAGCUUCUGAUGCCGCGAGGGCGUUCUUGGAGGCGCUCCAGAGGGCAUACGAGCAACGGAGAUGGCGGGAGGCUGGCGGCGGCGGUGGUUUGGGCUGGGGCGUCGGCGUUGGGGAUGAGUACCCAGAGCCUGGUGCCAUGGGUGGUGGAGGGCUGGGUCAGGAUCACUUUGGUCCGACGGGAGAGAUUCGGUUUGAGGAUCUGUUUGGUGAUUUCUUUGGAGGCCCUGGCGGAGGAGGAAGAGAAGGAGGAGGAGAAGGAGGAGAAGGAGGAGGAGCCGGAGGUGUGGACGGUAGUGAUGGAGACGGUCGGGGCUCAUUCAACCCCGGUCCCGGUUCCGGUCCCGGCCGCGCUAGUGGCCUCAGUGGUCACGGCGGCGCUGGCGGAGGGGAAGGAGGAGGAGGAGGUUCCGGUCCCGGAACGGCAGCUGGACCCGGCAGAGACGGCGGUGCCUUUGAGCCGGGCUUUGGAGAUGCACCCGAGGCUGAAGGUCACUUUGGUGGUGGAUGGUACGGUGGCGGUCCCGGUUUUGGGGGAUCUGCGAGUGCUCGACGGGGAAGGGCCGGGAUGACUUUGGCCGAUUUCCUGGAGCUUUUCCAGAGCCAGCUUGAUGAAAGUGGUCUGUUUGGGUACCCCACGGGGAAUCUACCUUCUGACCUGUUUGAUACUUGGUUUACGGACUGGUAA